UUUUAAAAGAAUAUUCAAAACUUGAAAAGACAAGGCUUAGCAAAACAUUCAGAUGUAAAUUACCUGUGCACAACCCCAUUUGCACAUGCUCUGUCCCCAUUGUCCAGCAAACAUAUUACUUUCAAGAACUCAACUUCCAUUCAGAGAAUAAAAAGUUAAAGACCCAAAUUUGGAUUUUCAAGAAUCUAACCAAUGAGGAGCCAAGGCUAGUAUUAAAGUCUUGAUUCUUCAGAGCAGUUUUUAUUCUUCUUUGAAAAUGGUUUUCAGAAGAAUUCUUGUUGUGAUGAUGGGUUGUUUAGGAUGUGCUGAUCAGCAAACAGAACCAAAUGAAAAUAAUAUGGAAUCCAAGUCAUCAGUUGUAGAUGAAACUGCUAUUACUACUCCUAGAGUUAGACUUAGUGAUGGGAGAUACUUGGCUUACAGAGAAAGAGGAGUACCAAAGAACAAGUGCAAAUACAGUAUCAUUAUUGUGCAUGGUUUUGGCAGCUCCAAAGAUAUGAGCUUUAUGGCUUCUGAUGAACUCCUGGAUGGAAUGGGGAUAUACCUUCUGAUAUAUGACAGAGCUGGAUAUGGAGAGAGCGAUCCAAAUCCAAAGCGCUCGGUUAAAAGUGAAGCAUCUGAUAUCGAAGAAUUAGCUGAUCAAUUGCAAUUAGGAUCUAAGUACUAUGUUAUUGGCGUAUCGUUGGGAUGUUACCCUGCUUGGAGCUGCAUCAAACGCAUCCCUCAAAAGCUUGCAGGAGUGGCUCUAGUAGUCCCAUUUGUCAAUUACAAAUGGCAUUCACUACCUGAUGAUCAAACAAAGGAUGAUUACAGGAAACAACUCUGCCGGUUGGCGCUUUUGCUCACACGCCAUACUCCAGGGCUAUUACAUUGGUGGUUCACUCAAAAACUGUUCCCAUCAGCUACUGCUCUUGAAGCAAAUCCGACAUUUUUUUGUGAUAAAGAUUUGGAUGUCUUGAAGAAUACACCAGGAUAUCAACUGUUCACUCAGGACGGGCUAAGGAAACGGAGGGUAUUCGACUCCCUUCGUCGCGACUUUAUUGUGGCGUUUAGCAAGUGGGAUUUUGAUCCACUGGAGCUAAGUAACCCGUACCCACAAAACGAAAGCUCUGUUCAUAUCUGGCAAGGUUACGAGGACAAGGUUGUGCAUGUUCAAUUACAAAGAUACGUCUCGCAAAGGCUCCCUUGGAUUCGGUAUCAUGAAGUUCCUGAUGGUGGUCACUUGAUUGUGUAUGAUAAUGUUGUGUGUGAAGCUGUCUUAAAAUCACUUUUGCUUGGUCAAGAUCCCUCAUUGUACAGGCCUAAAUUAGCUGACUGAGUAUUAGUUCAUUCAUUGUACCCAAAGAUGACCUUGUAAGUUAAUUGAUUUCUAGAAAUUGAUAAAAGUGUGAUUGGUUGCAUUUUUUACUAUAGUGUAUAGAACUUUUAUAUUAACAAUGCAAUAUUGCUGGAUA
This is a messenger RNA of Lycium ferocissimum, 1454 nucleotides long. RefSeq lists its product as uncharacterized. The transcript has 5 exons. NCBI's taxonomy places the organism in Eukaryota, Viridiplantae, Streptophyta, Magnoliopsida, Solanales, Solanaceae. The record is from RefSeq and is a predicted model, not a curated record. Bases 257 to 1318 code for a protein of 353 amino acids.